UGUUGCUUUGCUGUUAGUGCAACUUUAAAUUCUUCGUUCUUCAUUCCCAGUGUGUUGAUUUAAGGAAUUGAGACUUAUGACAAUGCCACCCUCCGAGGAAAGGGAAGAAAGUUUCAAGCCAGAAACUCUGGUCGACAUCCUCCCUCUUUACUACAACAGGCUUUUCCCUUGCGAAACAUUCAUCAAGUGGCUCAGCUACGGCAAAGAUGAGCUCGAGAAAAGAGAGUUUUCGUUCACAUUGGAGGGGGACAUUUAUCUUCGGUACCUGUCGUUUAAGGACGCCGCCGAAUUCAAGGAGGAGUUGAAGAAAAAGAAGCCGAUUAAAAUCGACGUCGGCGCGGUUUACACAAACACACUGAAGGAUAAAAGGAUAACUCAGAAACAACCAACUGAGCGAGAAAUGGUUUUUGAUAUUGAUAUGACAGACUAUGAUGAUGUCCGAACGUGCUGCAGUGAAGCCAGUGUGUGCCAAAAGUGCUGGAAAUUCAUGGUUGUGGCUGUCCAGUGCUUGGAUGUGGCCCUUAGAGACGAUUUCGGUUUCAACCACUUGCUCUGGGUGUUUUCUGGCCGUCGUGGUAUCCAUUGUUGGGUGUCUGACGAGGAGGCAAGAACCAUGUCAGGUUGGGAAAGAGGUUGCGUUGCUCAGUACCUAUCCCUGCUGACCUCAGAUACCAAAUCAACUAGAAGAAUCAUUUUGAACUCUGAGAGAUUGGAUCCACCUGCAUCGCGAGCUGUGAAAAUUGUUGAAACGCAUUUCAACGAUAUAAUUUUGAAUGAUCAAGAGGUCCUUGACAGCCCUAAAGGCGUCCAGUAUCUCUUAGACUUGGUGCCCGAUGAUGUUUUGAAGCAGGAGUGCGAAAAGGCUAUGGCGGAUAAAAUUGAUUCAGUCAGCAAAUGGAAGGCUUUCUGCAAAACUGUUCAGUACCACAACCAAGAAGACGUGAAGGCAAAGAAAGGGCGACGGCGAAGGAUUCAGACUGCCCUGCUGAUCGAGGAAGUGAUGCUGCACUAUCUGUACCCUCGUCUGGAUAUCCACGUCACCACAGGGCUGAACCACUUGCUGAAAGCCCCCUUCUGCAUUCACCCUAAAACCGGAUACGUCUGCGUGCCUUUCAACCCAAAACACGUCGCCAAAUUCGACCCCACGGCUGUUCCCAGCAUCAACGUUCUGCUCAAGGAACUUGGUAAUUUUGAAGAAUCGACUGCAUCAGAAAACGUGCGUGAGUACAGAAAAACUAGCAUGAACCGCAGCGUCGCGAUUUUCGACGAAUUCGUCUACUCGCUUGCCAGAAUGAAGAACGACCCCAUGGAGUUUUAGCUUUAAUAAUUAAAAUAUCAGCUUCGUUAAUUACACAA
Molecule: messenger RNA, 1356 nt
Organism: Cloeon dipterum
Lineage: Eukaryota; Metazoa; Arthropoda; Insecta; Ephemeroptera; Baetidae
Gene: DNApol-alpha50
Product: DNA primase small subunit
Exons: 7
Coding region: 77-1318 (413 amino acids)
Biological process (GO): DNA replication, synthesis of primer
Cellular component (GO): alpha DNA polymerase:primase complex
Source: RefSeq, a predicted model, not a curated record